AUGAUGUCAAGUGGCGACGAAGAAAGGACGGCAGAGACACUUGAACAACGAGCUAUGCGACAACAUUUUGAGCGCAUGGAAGUCAGAUUUGGUGAAAUUUUGGAUAGGUUGGAAAGACAAGAUGCGAACAUUGCUGCGUUGCAAAGGAACCAUGCACGUGGAGGUCCUAAUGUGCAAAGGCAAGCAAGGCGUCAAUUCCAAGUUGAGCAUGAGGAUGCGAACGAUGAUGUUUUUGAUGAAAAAGCGUCUUAUAACAUGUCCGACCAUGCUAGAGUUGAUAGAGGUGGUUGGAGAGGAAGGCGGGUAGAUGAUGUUGAUCGCAGCUUGGGAAACAUUAAAAUGAAGAUUCCUUCAUUUCAAGGCAAGAGCAAUCCUGAGGCAUACAUGGAAUGGGAAAAGAAAGUGGAGUUGGUUUUUGAUUGCCACAACUAUUCCGAAGAAAAAAAGGUAAAACUUGCUGCUGUUGAAUUCACUGACUAUGCUAUUAUUUGGUGGGAUCAACUUGUUUUGUCUAGGAGGCGAAACCGUGAGAAACCCAUUGACACUUGGGACGAGAUGAAAGCUAUCAUGAGGAGGAGGUUCAUCCCAUCCCAUUACUAUAGGGACUUGUACCAGCGGUUGCAAGGCCUAACCCAAGGGUCCAAAAGUGUGGAAGAGUACCACAAGGAAAUGGAGAUAGCCAUGAUUCGGGCUAAUGUGGAGGAGGACCGAGAGGCAACCAUGGCACGGUUUUUGCAAGGCUUGAAUCUAGACAUUGCCAAUAUAGUGGAAUUGCAACAUUAUGUGGAGCUUGAGGACAUGGUACACAUGGCCAUGAAGGUUGAGAGACAACUCAAAAGAAAGGGUUCAACAAGGCAUGAACGGAAUUUGGGGUCUUCCACUUGGAAAUCAAAUUGGAGCAAAAAGGAUUACAAGGUUGAAUCCAAGAGUAAGGCUGAAACUUCCAAAGGCAAGGAUGCGGGUUCUAGCUUGGAUAAAGGUAAAUCUAUUUCCCAAACUUCUAGAAAUAGAGAUAUUAAAUGUUUUAAGUGCUUGGGAAGGGGACAUAUUGCAUCUCAAUGUCCAAAUAAAAAAAUGAUGUUAUUAAGGGAAGAUGGGGAUGUUGAGACAGCAAGUGAAUCGGAUAAAGAUGAAGAGCCCAUGCCACCAUUGGAGGAGAGUGAUGGAGAAGAAUAUCCGGUUAAUGGUGAAACCCUUGUCACCGGGAGAGCUUUGAAUGUGCAAGUAAAGGAGGAGGAUGAUGCACAGCGAGAUAACAUCUUUCACACCCGUUGUCACAUCCAAGACAAGGUAUGCAGCAUGAUAAUUGAUGGGGGUAGUUGCACUAAUGUAGCAAGCACUGUUUUGGUUGAAAAGUUGAACUUACCUACUAUUAAGCAUCCUAGACCUUAUAAGCUUCAAUGGUUGAAUGAUUGUGGAGAAAUUAAGGUCAAUAAGCAGGUGCUGGUUUCAUUUUCCAUUGGGAGGUAUCAUGAUGAGGUGCUCUGUGAUAUAGUGCCAAUGCAUGCUGGACAUAUUCUUUUGGGCCGACCUUGGCAAUUUGAUAGAAAGGAAUUUGCUGAUGUUUUUCCCAAUGAGGUUCCCUACGGAUUGCCACCACUUAGGGGAAUAGAGCAUCAGAUUGAUUUCAUCCCUGGUGCAUCAAUUCCCAACAGGCCAGCCUAUAGGAGUAACCCCGAGGAGACGAAGGAACUCCAAAGACAAGUUGAGGAGUUGAUAGCAAAAGGGCAUGUUAGAGAAAGCUUGAGUCCGUGUGCUGUUCCUGUUUUGCUUGUGCCUAAGAAGGAUGGAACUUGGCGAAUUCAAAUUGUAUUUCUUGGUUAUGUUGUUAGUACUAAGGGAAUUGAGGUUGAUGAAGAGAAGGUUAAGGCAAUCCGUGAGUGGCCUACACCUAAAACCAUAACUGACGUACGUAGCUUUCAUGGGUUGGCUAGUUUUUAUAGAAGGUUCGUUAAGGAUUUUAGCACCCUAGCUGCACCUUUAACUGAAAUUGUGAAAAAAAGUGUUGGAUUUAAAUGGGGAAGUGAACAAGAAUCGGCUUUCAAUUUGAUCAAAGAAAAACUAAGUUCAACACCAUUACUUGCUUUACCUAAUUUUGCUAAAACUUUCGAAGUUGAGUGUGAUGCUUCAGGUAUAGGUAUUGGAGCUGUCUUGCUGCAAGAAGGCCGACCCCUCGCCUAUUUUAGUGAAAAACUCAAUGGGGCAGCUUUGAACUAUCCAACUUACGACAAAGAGAUGUAUGCUUUGGUAAGAGCCUUGGAGACUUGGCAGCAUUAUUUGUGGCCCAAGGAGUUUGUCAUUCAUACAGAUCAUGAAUCCUUAAAGCAUUUGAAGGGCCAAGGUAAGCUGAACCGACGCCAUGCUAAAUGGGUGGAGUUCAUCGAGUCAUUUCCUUAUGUGAUCAAGUACAAACAAGGUAAGGAAAACGUGGUUGCGGAUGCUUUGUCUCGAAGGCAUGAGGGAUUUCUAUUUAGAGAAAAUAGAUUAUGUGUGCCUAAUUGUUCUUUGAGAGAGUUAUUAGUUCGAGAGGCUCAUGGUGGGGGACUAAUGGGACACUUUGGUGUGAGGAAAACCUUAGAUGUCUUGGCUGAACAUUUCUUUUGGCCACACAUGAAACGAGAUGUAGAGAGGGUUUGUGCGAAGUGCAUCACUUGUAAGCAAGCUAAAUCUAGAUCUUUACCUCAUGGAUUAUAUAAGCCAUUGCCAAUACCUAGUGAACCUUGGGUAGAUAUUUCCAUGGACUUUGUGUUGGGUUUACCGAGGUCAAAAAGGGGUAUGGAUUCUGUUUUUGUGGUUGUAGACAGGUUUUCUAAAAUGGCACAUUUAAUUCCAUGUCAUAAAACUGAUGAUGCUAACCAUAUUGCAGAUUUGUUCUUUAAAGAGAUAGUUCGACUACAUGGCGUGCCAAGGAGCAUUGUUUCAGAUAGAGAUGCUAAGUUCUUGAGCUACUUCUGGAAGACUUUGUGGGGUAAGUUAGGUACUAAGCUCAUGUUUUCUACAACUUGCCACCCACAAACUGAUGGGCAAAUCGAGGUAGUUAAUAGAACUUUAUCUACUUUAUUGCGUGCCAUCAUUCAGAAGAAUUUGAAGAAUUGGGAAGAGUGUUUGCCACAUGUUGAAUUUGCUUAUAAUAGAUCCGUGCAUUCUGCUACUAACUUUUCUCCUUUUGAAAUAGUGUAUGGGUUUAAUCCUUUAACUCCAAUGGAUUUGUCACCUUUACCUAUUGAUGAGCGUGCUAGUUUAGAUGGCAAAAGGAAAGCUGAAACGAUGAAGCAAUUGCAUGAGAAAGUUCGGCAAAACAUUGAGAAAAGAACUGAACAAUAUGCUACUCAAGCCAACAAAGGGCGGAAGAAAGUGAUCUUUGAACCAGGAGAUUGGGUUUGGGUGCAUAUGAGAAAGGAAAGAUUUCCAGCAAAACGGCGUUCUAAGUUGCACCCUAGAGGAGAUGGGCCAUUUCAAGUCAUUGCUCGCAUUAAUGAUAAUGCAUAUAAGCUUGACUUACCAGGUGAGUAUAAUGUUAGUACUACAUUUAAUGUUUCUGAUCUUUCCCUUUUUGAUGCAGGUGAUGAAGAUUCGAGGAUGAAUCCUUUUCAGGAGAGGGGGAAUGAUGGAAACCAGGAUGCAGCCACCAAACAACCUAAGGAGGGACUAUCCAAGGCCGUGGGAAGCAAGGAGCAAUGUAUGGAGCAUUCUGGUCCGAUACAUCUUGAUGAUCCAUUACAAACUGGUGGAGGACCAAUCACUCGGUCCAAAGCUAAAAGAAUGAAGGAAGCACUUAAUGGGCUGAUUGAGGAAGCUUGGAACCAGCAAGAGGCUAUUGGAGUGGAUUUGGACGUGAAGAUAGCUUGUGGACUAGUCAACAUGAUCCAUGCAAUUAUUAGGCCAAAUUAGAUGCUUACUUGGUGGAAAUAUUGCUGGAGUUUUCAGAUUUAGUUUUAUGUUGCUGAAUAUCUAAAGGCUAGUGGAGCUUCAUUAAUGUUCUAGGAAAUUGUCUUCAUUAAUUUCCUAGGAGAUUGAUCUUUGACUAGUGGAGUUUCAUUAAUGUUCUAGGAAACUGUCUUCAUUAAUUUCCUAGGAGACUGAACUAUGACUAGUGGAGUUAUUAUUGUUCUAGGGAUUAGACUUUAAUUAAAGGCUGGUAGGUUUCCCUUUGGGCUAUAAAAAGGGUGUUCCUUAUGUAAACAGGCAGAUCUGAAUUGGAAUGAAAAUUGUGAGGUUAUUCACUUCUUUGGUU
This is a messenger RNA of Phoenix dactylifera (date palm), 4234 nucleotides long. The record is from RefSeq and is a predicted model, not a curated record. Lineage: Eukaryota; Viridiplantae; Streptophyta; Magnoliopsida; Arecales; Arecaceae.